AUGCAAAUCAAGGACGAAGGGGCUCUAACGUUCCCUGGAAAGCUAAAGAGUGAUCCUAAGAAACGAUCUAGGGAUAAAUAUUGCUGCUUCCACCGUGACCAUGGUCACGACACGACCAAUUGCUAUGACCUGAAGCAGCAAAUUGAAGCCCCCAUCAGACAAGGAAAACUGCAGAGGUUCGUUAGCAAAGAGAGAACAGAUCCACCCCCACAAGAACAGCACCCCCGACUGGAGAAUGAGCGACCGAGACCCCCCAUAGGGGACAUAAGGAUGAUAGUGGGAGGAACAGCUGCAGCCGGGUCUUCAAAAAAGGCUCGCAAAACCUACCUCAGGAUGAUGCAAAAUGUUCAGCUGACGGGAACCGUGCCGAAGAUAGCACGGAGAGAAGGCCCUAUUAUCAGAUUCUUAGGAGAAGAUGCGCGAUGUCUUCACCAUCCAUAUGACGAUGCGCUCAUCGUCAGCAUACGGGUAGGGGACUACAACAUGCAUCGGGUGUUGGUAGACAACGGCAGCUCAGCAGAUAUCCUAUACUACCCGAUGUUCCAGCAAAUGAGGAUCAACAAGGAACAAUUGAUUCCGACAAACGCCUCGCUCGUUGGUUUCGAAGGAAGCCGGGUAUUCCCCUUGGGCGCGGUCACAAUAUCCGUGGCGGUAGGCGAUUACCCCCAGUAG
This is a messenger RNA of Quercus robur (English oak), 672 nucleotides long. RefSeq lists its product as uncharacterized. Lineage: Eukaryota; Viridiplantae; Streptophyta; Magnoliopsida; Fagales; Fagaceae. The record is from RefSeq and is a predicted model, not a curated record. The transcript has a single exon. The coding region runs from base 1 to 672 and encodes 223 amino acids.